ACAUCACAUAUGAAAGCAUUCAGGGACUACGGACCAUGAAUGCCAUGUGCCCGGCCUGCAGUGGUGGGGCAGCACCAGGGCAGGUUAGGCCCCCUCACUUUUGGCCCAAGGGUACCGACCGACCUAGGUAGCUCGUGCCUGUCCCUAGGCUCUGGGCCGGGCCCCAUCCCCUCCCCCCUCGCUUAUCAACCCGAACCCUACUCAAGUAGGUUCCUGUGGACGGGCUGACAAGCCUGGCCUGUUCUUCCACUGCAAACUGCGAAACGAGAGUCUUACCAAUCCAGUGCUAAUAAGUGCCAACCUCAGCGCGGCGCACUGGGCACACUUCAGCAUCAACCACCAUCCAUCCACCCACCCAUCCGUCCAUCCCCGUGGUCCAAGUUAACGACCAACAACCCGAUCCAGAUCCAGCCUGCCAACUUGCCACGAGGCUUGGUCAUCUAUCUACACAUUGCCCGGCCUUUGUCAAUUUGCCAUUACCAUCACUCCUGUCUCCUCUUCACUUUCCCUGGCUGAUUCCCCUCCCGUUCAUUGCCAGCUUGCUCCUAGCCUCCCACCUGAACCCGCUGUCUCUCUCUCUCUCUCUCUUCUCUUCCUCUCUGUGGCUGUCUCUUGGGGACGUUGACUUUUCUCUCGGGUUGCAAGUGCUUGCACUACCAGCUGCCGCAUCGUCCAGCUCUCGCCCACACCGGCUCCGGCUCACCCCCCAACCCCUCACAAUGUCGUGGAAACUCACCAAGAAACUCAAGGAGACGCACCUGAGCCCCUUGGGCGGCUUUGGGCGCUCCACCUCCACCUCCACCAUCACCGACAAGGACGAGAAGCCACAGUCUAGUAUCGCUGGUUCUGCGUCUCCCACACCCUCAGACAACAAUAUCUCCUCGUCGGAAGCCCUCACCCAGGCCCCUGUCAUAACACCCCCCAAGCCCGGAAUACUUGUCGUCACUAUCCACGAGGGAAAAGACUUUGCGUUACCUGACCAGCAUAAGGGUAUAUUCAGCAGUCAUUCUUCCUCCCUCUCCCAAGGAGGGGGGGCCAGUGUCGCAGGAUCCGUACGGCCUGGUUCUUCGCAGAGGACAGCAGGCUCCUACGUUAAUGGGCAUAGGCCCAACACCUCCGGCGGCUUUGGGAACGUGCCCACCAACCAUGGCCGUGUGUCUGGAAAAUAUAUGCCUUAUGCCCUUCUCGACUUCGACAAGGUCCAGGUUUUUGUCAACUCCGUCGAGGGUAACCCCGAGAACCCCCUGUGGGCAGGCUCCAACACCCAGUACAAGUUCGAUGUUUCCAGGGUGACCGAGCUUACCGUUCAUCUGUACAUCCGGAACCCGACCGCCCCGCCGGGCGCAGGCCGGAGCCAGGACAUUUUCCUCGGUGUCGUCCGCAUCAAUCCACGGUUCGAGGAGAAACACCAGUUCACCGAGGAUCCGAAGGCGAGCAAGAAGGAUCGUGAGAAGGCGGCAAACGAGUUCGCCGAAAAGGAGAAGACUCUGGGCCACAACGGCGUCCAGUGGGUCCCGGUGCAAUACGGCCAGGGUCAGCUCAAGAUCGGUGUUGAAUACGUCGAGAACCGAGCCGGCAAGCUGAAGAUCGAAGACUUUGAGCUGUUGAAGGUAGUUGGCAAGGGCAGCUUUGGCAAGGUCAUGCAGGUGCGGAAGAAGGACACCAGCCGUAUCUACGCCCUCAAGACGAUCCGAAAGGCGCACAUCAUCUCCAGGUCCGAGGUCACCCAUACUCUCGCUGAGCGGUCCGUCCUCGCGCAGAUCAACAACCCCUUCAUCGUCCCCCUCAAGUUCACGUUCCAGUCACCCGAGAAGCUGUACUUUGUACUGGCGUUCGUCAACGGAGGAGAGCUCUUCCAUCACCUGCAGAAAGAACAGCGUUUCGACGUUAAUAGGUCGAGAUUCUACACUGCCGAGCUGCUCUGUGCUCUCGAGUGCCUACAUGGCUUCAACGUGAUUUAUCGGGACCUGAAGCCGGAGAAUAUCCUGUUGGACUACCAAGGGCACAUUGCGCUCUGCGACUUUGGUCUCUGCAAGCUGGACAUGAAGGACGAAGACCGUACCAACACUUUCUGCGGCACUCCCGAGUAUCUCGCCCCGGAGCUCCUGAUGGGCCAGGGCUACAACAAGACGGUGGACUGGUGGACCCUUGGUGUCUUGCUCUACGAGAUGUUGACGGGUCUUCCGCCCUUCUACGACGAGAACACCAACGAGAUGUACAGAAAAAUCCUGUCGGAGCCGCUGCAUUUCCCCAGCCACGACGUCGUGCCCCCGGCGGCCAAGGACCUGCUGACGAAGCUGCUGAACCGGAACCCAGCAGAGCGGCUGGGCGCUAACGGGUCUGCUGAGAUCAAGGCGCACCCGUUCUUCCACGCGAUAGAUUGGCGGAAGCUACUGCAGCGCAAGUACGAGCCAACGUUCAAGCCCAAUGUGGCCGAUGCCUUGGACACGGCCAACUUUGACCCCGAGUUCACCUCAGAGGCCCCCCAGGAUUCAUAUGUCGAGGGCCCUGUGCUGUCACAGACAAUGCAGAACCAAUUCCAGGGUUUCUCAUACAAUAGACCGAUUGCGGGCCUGGCCGAUGGUGGAGGCAGCGUCAAAGACCCUGGAUUUGCAGGCAGUCUGAACGACAGGUAGAGUGGGCCUCUCUGGUGGCCGAGUGUAGCCAAAGCAGCAGCAGGUCCCGCCUGUGGGACGGGGCGUCAGGGUGACCAAAAGGCCAGGUCAAGAUUUUAGAACAUCUCCUGUAGGACGAAACAUCAUCGCUGCCUAGAUGAGCCUGCAGAUAAGCGGCCUGGUUGAGCCAGAUCAGCCCAAGCCUGGGCUGGGGCUAGACAAGGAAGAAGAAGCAACUGGGGGGAGGGGGCAGAACAAGCCAGCCAUCCUGUUCACAGGGCUUGGUUGUUUUCCCCAGGCCCCAAGGCAAUUCACAUGUUGGAGUACGGUCUUGUUCAUUUACACAUUUCAGUUGGUUGGCAAGGGGGUUUGGGCAGGGGCCAUUCUGCAAAUUCCAUGAUCUGCACAUGUUGUUACUGGUUUGUGUCCUUGAGCCAGGGGGAAAGCCUGGGGUAGACAGGAUGAUAGCAGUUGUAGAGUUGAGCUGAAUGGAAAAUGCACAAAAUAGGACCUUGGACAGA
This is a messenger RNA of Diaporthe batatas, 3136 nucleotides long. RefSeq lists its product as uncharacterized. Gene Ontology annotation, biological process: protein phosphorylation. The record is from RefSeq and is a predicted model, not a curated record. Gene Ontology annotation, molecular function: ATP binding; protein serine/threonine kinase activity. The transcript is spliced from 4 exons. Lineage: Eukaryota; Fungi; Ascomycota; Sordariomycetes; Diaporthales; Diaporthaceae. Bases 720 to 2636 code for a protein of 638 amino acids.